AUGGAGGCACCCCAGGAGCUUCUGAGUGGGAAGCUCCAACUCUGCUUCACCCCCGCUGCCGGGACCAGCCUCCUGAUGCUCAGGCUGAACGACGCGGCGUUGCGGGCGCUGCAAGAGUGUCGGCGGCAACAGGUUCGGCCAGUGAUCGCUUUCCAAGGCAACCGAGGGUAUCUAAGGUUCCCAGGACCCGGCUGGUCCUGCCUCUUCUCCUUCAUAGUGUCCCAGUGUGGCCAAGAGGGCCCUGGUGGCUUGGACCUUGUGUACCAACGCUUAGGCAGAUCUGGGCCUAACCACCUCCACUGCCUGGGCCCACUCAGGGAACGCCUCACUAUUUGGGCAGCCAUGGAUUCCAUCCCUGCCCCAUCUUCAGUUCAGAGACACAACCUAACUGACAGUGCCAGAGAUCCUGAGAGUUGGCAGAACAUAGGAGACUAUUCUGAGGAAGACACAGUUUCACAGCCACAAAUGGCACUAAAAGAGGUGAGGCCACAAACUGCAGAUCCACUGGCAAGCAGCCAAAGACAGUCACUCCCAGGAUCCUCAGAGGAACACAUGGCACAGUGGGAAGUGAGAAACCAGACCCAUCUUCCAAACAGAGAACCUGAUCAGGCACUGCCUUCCUCAGCUAGCCAGAAACAUUCGGACAAGAAGCGCCCAGCACCUGCAACCACUAGAAAACUAAAAGAAAAGAGGCUCAGAACCCUGCCUUUAGCUCCAAGUCCCCUACAAGCACUGCCCAGUGAGGACCUGCAAGAGGGAGAUUGGGAGCAAGAAGAUAAAGACAUGGGCUCCAGGCUGGAACACAGUCCCUCAGUUCAAGCAGAUUCUGAAUCCCCAAGCCCUGAAGAAGUACCAGAUUAUCUCCUGCAAUACACAGCCAUCCACAGUGCAGAGCAGCAACAUGCUUAUGAGCAGGACUUUGAGAUGGAUUAUACUGAAUACCGCAUCCUCCAUGCUCGUGUUGGGGCUGCAAGCCAAAGGUUCAGAGAGCUGGGAGCGGAGAUCAAGAGAGUUCAGCAAGGAACUCCAGAACAUAAGGUGCUGGAAGAAAAAAUAGUCCAGGAAUAUAAGAAGUUCAGGAAGCGGUAUCCAGGUUACAGGGAAGAAAAGCGUCGCUGUGAGUACCUGCAUCAGAAAUUGUCCCACAUUAAAGGUCUCAUCCUGGAGUUUGAGGAAAAAAACAGGGGCAGCUGAAGCUAUCAGAAGGCU
Molecule: messenger RNA, 1209 nt
Organism: Puma concolor (puma)
Lineage: Eukaryota; Metazoa; Chordata; Mammalia; Carnivora; Felidae
Source: RefSeq, a predicted model, not a curated record